Messenger RNA from Lobosporangium transversale, 2539 nucleotides. Its product is annotated as terpene synthase. Lineage: Eukaryota; Fungi; Mortierellomycota; Mortierellomycetes; Mortierellales; Mortierellaceae. The transcript has 7 exons. Gene Ontology annotation, cellular component: lipid droplet. The record is from RefSeq and is a predicted model, not a curated record. Gene Ontology annotation, molecular function: lanosterol synthase activity. The coding region runs from base 206 to 2377 and encodes 723 amino acids. Gene Ontology annotation, biological process: triterpenoid biosynthetic process; ergosterol biosynthetic process.
AUUCUGAACCAUCAUUUCAACUCCUUCUUUCAUUCAUGCACUUCAUUCAUUUAUUUAACUUCACCUUCGACUCACUUCCCUUCUUUCUUCUCUCUCCCUCUCUCUCUUUCGUCUAAUAUACAUUAUAAUAUCGAAAAAAGUUUCUUUUAAGGAUCAACUCCACACACAUUGACCAUAUUAUAUAAAUCCAUCAAUUGAAGCUGCCAUGACUGGAUCGACUAUCGUCCACACAACAACACAUUAUGCCACAGACAGAACUCGUUGGCGUCUGCGGUUUAACCAAGGCAGACAGACCUGGCACUAUGUCAGCGAGGAAGAGAGUAAGGCCAAUCCUCAAACCGACAUUGAGAAGUAUUGGCUCGAUCUGAAGCUGGAUGCUCCUGAGCUUCCCAAAGCGACCACAGCACUCGAGUCUGCCAGAAAUGCCUUCGAGUUCUUUAAGCGUCUACAGAACGAAGAAGGAUUUUGGGCGGGUGAAUAUGGUGGUCCCAUGUUCCUGAUCCCUGGACUGGUUAUCGCCUACUAUAGCACCAGUACAAAGUUACCUGAUGGAUGGUCAGAAGAGAUUAUCCAAUAUCUGUUCAACAGAGCUGAUAAACAAGACGGAGGAUGGGGAUUGCAUAUUGAAGGACAUUCGACAGUAUUCGGAACUGCACUCAAUUAUAUUGUCCUGCGCCUGUUGGGUGUCGACGCCGAACACCCCGUAUGUGUUAAGGCCCGCGGAACCCUUCAUAAACUCGGUGGGGCAACAGGAUCACCUUCUUGGGGCAAGUUCUGGAUGGCCACAUUAGGUGUGUACGACUGGGAUGGCAUGAACCCUGUACCUCCUGAGCUGUGGCUGUUACCCCAUUUCUUACCUUUUCAUCCUGCUCGUUACUGGUGUCAUACCCGUAACGUCUACAUCCCCAUGAGUUACCUCUAUGGUCGUCGAGCCACUGCUCCCUUGACCGAUCUUACUCGUCAGUUGCGUCAAGAGUUGUAUACUCAACCCUAUGAAUCCAUUAAUUGGAGUCAACAACGCAACAACAUCUGUAAAGCGGAUGAAUAUUAUCCUCACACAAAAUUCUUGAAUUUCUUGAACAGCGGUCUCGCCAUAGUCGAGAUGUUCACCCCUCGUGUUGGCCUCCGCGCCCAAGCUUUGAAAGCUGCUUAUGCUCAGGUCAAAUAUGAGGAUGAAAACACUCAUUAUCUUGAUAUUGGUCCAGUCAACAAGUGCAUGAACAUGUUGGCGGCAUUUUAUGAAGAGGGCAAGGACUCUGAAGCCUUCAAGAAACAUGUAGACAACAACAUUGAUUUUAUGUGGAUGUCAGGCGGUGGGAUGAUGAUGAACGGAACAAAUGGCUCGCAGUUGUGGGACACUGCCUUGCUGAUUCAGGGUGUUAUGGAAUCUGGAUUGGCACAUGAGCCCCAGAAUCAUGAAGCCAUGAAGAAAGCCCUUUUGUUUUUGGACGACUGCCAGAUCAAGCGCAACCCUCCAUUCAUGAAGGAAGGCUGGCGUGAUCGCACCUUAGGUUCUUGGCCCUUCAGCAACAGGUUCCAGGGAUACACUGUCUCUGAUUGUACCGCCGAAGGUCUCAAGGCUGUCUUGCUUUUGCAAGGAAAGCUAGACUAUACCGAAGAACGCAUUCCUCUCGAGAGAUUGAAGCAAGCAGUCGAUAUUGUACUGGAUAUGCAAAACAAGAGUGGUGGAUUUGCUUCCUAUGAAUCUGUCCGUGGCCCUGCUUGGCUUGAGUGGAUCAACCCUGCAGAAGUCUUUGGCAACAUCAUGAUUGAGUACUGCUACCCAGAGUGUUCCACCGCCUGUGUCCUCGGUCUCACCUACUUCCGUGAACAGCAUCCGGAUUACCGCCGCGACGAAAUUGAUGCUACCAUUACACGCGCAGUCAAGUACAUCCACAGUGUCCAAAGGGAAGACGGUUCCUGGUACGGUUCCUGGGCUAUUUGCUUUACCUACGCUACAAUGUUUGCAUGUGAAUCUCUAAGCAGUGUGGGGCUUUCAUACGACAACAGUGAGGCUCUCCGCAAGGCCUGCCAAUUCCUGCUGUCAAAGCAACGUGAGGAUGGUGGCUGGGGAGAGUCCUACAAGUCAUGCGAACAACAUCGCUACGUCGAACAUGAGAAUUCUCAAGUGGUUCAGACCGCUUGGGCUCUCAUGGCCCUGAUGGCUGCCAAAUGCCCAGAUCACACCGCUAUUGAGCGUGGUAUCAAACUGAUCAUGGGUCGCCAACAAAAGGAUGGGCAGUGGAAACAAGAGGCCAUUGAGGGGAUCUUUAACCAUUCUUGCUCCAUCUCUUAUCCAAACUAUAAGCACAUCUUCACCAUUUGGGCUUUGGGUCGAUAUGCUAACAUGUAUGAGAGGAAGACAAAGCAAAACUAAAUAAUACAGUCGACAAAUAGUCUAUCUAUCAAUACCAAUAUCAAUUUCAAUAAUCACAAUUGCCGUGAAUGCUUUGUUUGUUUUGUUUACUUGUUCUUUGUUUCUGUCAAAUCUGUGAAGGCAAAAGUACAUUAUGAGUAAAAAAUAAAGGCGUGAGAAUAU